AUUAUUUUGUCAACAUUAGCUUAAAUGUUUUAGGGGAUUUCCCUUCUUAAUUUACUUCCUGUUCUCCUCUUCAACAACUGUCGACGCCUUUUAGACUCAAGAAACUUUAUGUUUAGACCAAGUAAGAACAAGUAAAAGCCUGUUAAGAAGACCCAUUGGGUUAUGCUCUGAUGGCUAAAACAAGAGAUUACUUGGCAGAGCUACAAAGACUAUAUGUACACGACUACUUCUCCCUUGGGUUCCAGUUAGGCCUCAGUCGGGAAAAGCUAAGAUACAUCGAGGCCAGCGAACCAAACCAAGCUAGGAGGCUCCUUGAAGUAAUAUGUGCUUGGGAAGAAUUGAAAGAUGGUGGCACUUGGGAAGAAUUGGGUAAAGCUCUGGUGAAAAUACCAGAUCAUAAGAAAGCCGGUUAUGCAAUAUUGAGAAAGUAUACCUCAUCGAUGAUGUACACAGAUAGAAGUACAGGUGCAGUUUCCUUUAUUAACCAACAAAUAAAUGCUACUUCACUUCCAGUUUCAGCCAGACAAGUGCUUCCGCAAUCAGACUUUCAAUCAUUGAUGGCAGUACCAACCAUCCUUUAUCCUUCCCAACACCAAGCACCUGAGGAAACACCUCAAGUUGUUCCACAAAUUGAAAUGACUCCUCAAUUAUUAGAUGCAGUAACUUUGCCUCUGCCACCUCUUCUCAAUCCUCCUUCUCCUCUUCCUCCUAUCUCUCCUAGCGACUCAAACUCUAAUUUAUCUACUGGAUCUUUGCCCAUUACGAAUUUCCUUCCUUCAUCUCUUAAUAAUCUAAUCAGCACUUCUCCUCCUGUUCCGUCCAAUGCUGAACACACAAAAGAUGGUACUACUUUUGAUAACGUGUCAGUUUCUUCACAGCCUCAUCUCCCUCCAUCUCUGUCUCCUCUUCUCCCUCUUCAUCUUUCUCCGUCAAUAUCUUCACUGUGUUCCUCCAAUGGGUCUUUUGUUGUUGGAGACACUGCACUACCUCCAAAUCAUCCUUUUCUUCCUCCUCCAGCCACACAGCCUCCAAACGACCAUUCAAUAAAAACAGCUCGGAAGGAGAUUGGUCGUUUAAAGCAUAAAUUUACAAAACUAUCAAUGAAAGUUGCAGAGCUCUUGAAUGAAAAAAACGUCAAAGUUUGCGAUUUCAUUCGCUUCUUGAAAUUCUCAUUAUACAGUAGCCACGACUACAACUUUUUACAGGAUCACAUACCAGAGCUGGAGUCAAAGAAAACCAUAGAUGACAUCGUAAUCUUUUUGCAAAAUUUCACGAGCUUUGACAAUCCGGAGUUGAUCCAAGUCAUAGUCCACAACUUUAUUGAAGAUGAAGGAGGAUCACUGAUCGAAGGGUACUACGAAGAGCUUCAGGAAUUUGAGAAGUUUUGUCACUGUGGAGUGUAUGCACAAGCUUUUACUGCAGAGGUGAAUCAGUCGGUACCAAAUGGGUUUCAUUAUAGGAAUCCAUCUUACAGCUCCGAGUCAAUUCUGCUCCACUUGAAUGACACAUGGGACCGUCGACCUUUCUCAGACGUGAGAGCCUUCCAACAUAGAGAACUCCACGAGGUCCCAAGCAUGGCUCUUAGUAUGAGGAGACUAGAGAAGAGGUCAGUGCUGGUAGUAUGGCAGACGACUGAGAUAGUGAUUGAAAAACUCUCAAAGGAUUUCGUACGAAAGUUCUCUCACUUGAAGACCCAAGGAAUACUUCAACUAAUAGUUGGAGGGAAAGAGAUUGACUUCUCUUAUAGCCCAAAGCCACAGCUGCACACAAUUGAGAGAUUGAAGCAGUCUUCACCACUUCCACUAAGGACGUCAGCAUCAACCUUUACCCUUCAAUCAGACAUCAGCUCUGCUACUGAUAAAAGCUCAGAGUCAAAAGACUCUGGUUUUAAUUCAGGAGCUACAAGCUUAUCAAGUAUAUAUGCACCAAUUGGAAGCAAACAUGCUCAAUAUAGUGAGGCUCAGGAAGACUACACUGGAGAUAACAUCAGCAUAGCUAAAGGGAGCAAAUUGGAACUGAUACUAAAUGUAGGCGAGACCCUAUCACUGGUACGUACUCCAGGUAAUGAGUACGGCUAUGUUCCAAGGAGUGUUCUCGGCAAUACAAAAAAAUUACAGGUAGUCUCAUCCCUUAGCCCCUUAUUAGUGCGAGGGAAUAUCAAACAGGCUAAUGUGAAUGAAGCUACUCUUAUACCAACAAAAGGAGCUCCUACUACUGCUCUCCAACCAUUAGCUAGUUUACCAGAACGUCCCAAUGUCCUCCUCCCUUGCGAUCCAAUCCCAGGUAUUAUUGUACGAAAGAAAGUCACUGAGGCCGAGCUCGAGACACCAUCUUCUAGCGAUACCACGCCCACGAGACCUGACACGCCCCCACUUGAGGCUUUUAUCGAAGCAAAUAAAAUGAGCCUCUCAGAUGCACACAACUCGCACCAACCUUUCUCACCGUCUUCGGAGAAAGCUCCGCCACUAACUAAUGAUAAUUACAUAAAAUAUUACUACCCAGAGGUAGUUGAAGAGAAGUCAUGGAAGACGAGCAUUAAGAAAGCCAUAAAGUCCUUCAGAUCUUCUAUUCACAGGCAAAGUCAGACUACUCUUGAUUCUGUCUCGCAACGAAAGAGUCUUUACUCGUAUAAGACUCAUAAAACUGCUGGAGCAAAGAGCACAGCAUCGGCUGAUGAUGACAUCCUCAUGCCGUUUGAGCUCUCAGCCCAAGGAAACAGCAAGAUCAUGAGUGUAUGACAAAAACUAACGACUUUUUUUUGGCUUGAAUUUUUACGAGCCAGAGUUUUUCGUGAAAUAAUUUAAUCAGUUUUAUGCUCAUUAUUGCUUUCUUUAUUCUCGAAAAUGAAGUUACAAUAUGAAA
Molecule: messenger RNA, 2862 nt
Organism: Amphimedon queenslandica
Lineage: Eukaryota; Metazoa; Porifera; Demospongiae; Haplosclerida; Niphatidae
Exons: 8
Coding region: 171-2738 (855 amino acids)
Source: RefSeq, a predicted model, not a curated record